Molecule: messenger RNA, 3171 nt
Organism: Drosophila teissieri
Lineage: Eukaryota; Metazoa; Arthropoda; Insecta; Diptera; Drosophilidae
Gene: tmod
Product: tropomodulin
Exons: 11
Coding region: 314-1903 (529 amino acids)
Biological process (GO): pointed-end actin filament capping; myofibril assembly
Cellular component (GO): myofibril
Molecular function (GO): tropomyosin binding
Source: RefSeq, a predicted model, not a curated record
CCGGCACUCAGGCCGUCUCGCUCUGCUCUCCGGCGUCGGUUCCGGUGGCGGACGGCAGCAGAUUCGAACUAGAAGAAUUAGAAGAAGCUAGGACGGAGGCAGCAAGUAGAAGACCCGUGAUCGUGUAAUUCGCCUCGUGCAAAAAGAAAGAAAAGAAGCAAAAAGAUAGAAGAUAGAAGCAAACCGAAGCAAUUCUGCGUGUUAUGUGUUAUUGUUGUGAUCAGUGAUCAGUGAUCAAGUGAAAGUGAACACAAGAACGAGAGAGAAAGCCCAGUGAAUCAGUUCCCAUCGAAAAGGAUAGAAAUCAGAGACAAUGUCGGACAUUGAGGAUGUUUUCGGUGGCUCCGCCGAGGAGACCAAGCCCGAACCCGAUGCCCAGAGCAAAACCAGCGUGGUCACCGAGCACACCGAGGAGGUGAUUCCCGGCGAGACCGAGAAGAUGGUCACGGAGACCAUCGACGAGGACGGCGAUGUCGUGGAGGAGACCACCGAGGUUACCCGCAAAACGGUGAAGCGCACCAUGAAGAUCACUGAGACUUCUGCCACCACAAAGACAACCACGCUCACCACCCCCGCCAAACUGUAUGGCAAGGAUCUGAGUGAGUACGAUGAUGUGGACGUAGAGAGCCUGCUGGCCCAGCUCUCCCCCGAGGAGAUAACCAUACUGGCCAAAGAGGUGGAUCCCGAUGACAACUUCCUGCCGCCAGACCAGCGCAACAGCUAUGAGUGCACCAAGGAAGCCACCGGGCCCCUCAAUCGCAAGCAGCUGAUCGAGCACAUCAACAAGCAGGCCAUCGAGACACCGGAUGAGCCGGAAUUCGAGCCGUUCGUUCAGGGCAAGGUUCGCGGAAAGAAGUGGGUCCCUCCGCCAAGGGAUGCCCGCGACAUCGAGGCCGAGGAACAGAUCGCCAUCGACAUGGGCGAGGAGUACGAACACGCCCUCAACGAUGCCACGCAGGAGGAGAUCAUUGAUCUGGCCGCCAUCCUCGGCUUCCACUCGAUGAUGAAUCAGGACCAGUACCACGCCUCCUUGCUCAACAAGGGUCAGCCCGUGGGCCUGGGCUGGGAUGGCAUCACGAAAUCCACUCAGCAGAAGCUCUUCCCCAUGGAUCCGCCCAAUAGCACAGACGUGGAGGAGUCCAUCAAGCGGGUCAAGGACGAUGACUCCAAGCUGAUUGACCUCAACUUGAACAACAUUAAGAACAUCUCGGACGAGAAGCUCGAGCAACUGUUUGCCGCACUGCCUCAGAACGAACAUCUGGAAGUCCUCUCGCUGACAAAUGUGGGCCUCACCGACAAGACAGCCCUCCUGUUAGCCGCGGCCAUAGAGAAGAGCAAAACCCUGAGAGUAUUAAAUGUCGAGACCAACUUCAUCAGUCCGCCCGUGAUUGUCAAGCUGGUGCAAGCCCUGCUCAAGUGCCACACCAUCGAGGAGUUCAGGGCCUCCAAUCAGCGGUCUGCGGUGCUGGGCAACAAGAUCGAGAUGGAAAUCACCGACCUGGUGGAGAAGAACUCGUCGCUGCUGCGCCUUGGCUUGCACCUGGAGUUCAACGACGCCCGCCACCGAGUGGCCGCUCACCUGCAGCGCAACAUCGACAGAAUCUUCCGCGUUCAGAAAAUAAAGCCCAAUCUACCCAAGUUGAUCCUGCCGGGCAACAUGGAGAUUGAGCGGGAUCUGGUCGCCUAUAACCGAUCGGCCACGCCUUCUCCGUCGCCAUCGCCGCAGCCUCCGGCGGAUUAUGAAGUGGAAGAGGAUCCGGAUAACAUGGUUAUCCGCGGUGGCGGCGAUGCCUUCGAUCCGGAGAUCGAUCCCGACAACAUGGUGGUGCCGGGCAGUCGGUCCGUGACACCGAACUACGACGAUGAGGGUGUCUAUCAAGCGCACACUAAGAAAAGAUCUUGAGUUGCGACUGCAGUUCAGAUUUUUCAAUAAUCUGCAUAGAAAGUCGACAAGAAUUCAAUAAGCAGACCAGAAACCAAGCAACUAAACCAUUUUUAAAGCGUUUUGUAAUCUAAACCCAAAGAACCGAAGAAAAACAAGCACAUAACAACGAAAGAACGUGUAUAAUAUAAUAUAUAUAUAUAACAAGAAGGAAGCAGGAGCACAAGUUUAAGCUAAAGAUAAAGCAGCCCACGAGCUUGCCAAAAAAUCUAUAUCUAUAUACUCUAGAGACUUUAACUAAGCAAAGCAAACUGAAACCAAAGAAACGAAGCGAAAUAUCAAACUAAAUACAUAUACCACAUAUAUCGAUAAAGAUCGCAGAUCGAGCAGACUCGUGAUCCAUGGAUAUAGCCAUAAUACCCAUGUGCCACGAGUUAUGUUUUAAGUCGAGGCCUCUUCUAAAACUCAGCAGAAACCGUUUAGGCGUCACGUGUAUAAUUUUCUCUAACGCUUAACACAGGAACUAAACUGCGAUGUAUGAUCUAAGUGAGUCCCCAGAUCCGAGUCAAAGUAGAGCGAUAGUAGCAGAAAUCCAAGCAAUAACAAACAUAGAUUUGAGACACUUUUAUGAUUCAGUAAGAGCCACCAACUAACAGCAGAAAAUAAAGCAGCACCACCGAACAGAAGAGCCAUGAAAAACUACCAAAAUAAAAAACACGAUGCAGAAUAUCGCAAACAGACGAAAAUACGUGUGAAACGCCUGAACCAGCGUAAAUAAAAAGACAAAUACGAAAUAUGUAGCAGCAACCAACCAACAACAACAUGCCACCACCCAAGAACAACAAUCAAGCAGAAAGCCAUCUAUAUGUGUGUGUGUUUCUUUGUCCGACUCUUGAUUUGAUAAUUACCAAUUAACAAGCAAAACCACCCAGCAAGCAACCAAGAAAUCGAAACCAAACCAACAACACCUCCAGCAAACCAGAACAACAGCAACACGGCAAUGAGCAACCACGGCAACCAGAACAACAGAUCUAUGUCUAUGUCCAAACUCCCCCACCACCACCACCAACCGACCUCUGUACUCCCCGAAAACCCAACCAACCAACCAACCAGCUGUGAACUAACACCGAAGAAUGAUGUGCGACAUGAAUUGGACGUCAGCGUCGCAUGGGACAUCUGACCAGGAACUACACCGUUGGCGUCUGGCAGUAGGAUUCAUCCGAUUGGGACUGCGGAGUCUACACAUUUUACACCGAAAGAAAUCAAUAGCCUAACAAUAGUGUUGUCAC